Girardinichthys multiradiatus is the source of this 1502-nucleotide messenger RNA. RefSeq lists its product as uncharacterized. The record is from RefSeq and is a predicted model, not a curated record. The coding region runs from base 157 to 1293 and encodes 378 amino acids. The transcript has 9 exons. NCBI's taxonomy places the organism in Eukaryota, Metazoa, Chordata, Actinopteri, Cyprinodontiformes, Goodeidae.
UCUCUGAUAGUGUUCAGGUAUUAAUUAUUAAGUUGCCAAAGUUUUACUUUAUUUUGUUCCUCAGGUAGGAGCCAAGUGGAGCUUGUGAACAUUCAGCGGGAGAGCCAACUGUUCUGCUUGUCGGUUUGUAGAUAAAGGAGUUGACAGAUCAUCAAGAUGUGGUGGUGUCUGCCUGUUAUCGUCGGUUUCCUGUUUGUCGGCCUCCCUUACUUUGUCUGUUUUGUGGCCCAGUGGCUCCAUGGCUGGCCAGACAAGCCUGGGUAUAAAAAGUACAUAGAAGCUCUUAACCCAAGGCGGAUAUACCGUUUGACCUUUGCUACGGUGGAUCUUCUUAAAUAUCUUCAGUACUGGAGACUGUACUAUCAGAUUAAGUCAUGGUAUAGAAAUGAGGAGAACAGUAAGCUUUACAAAAAGGGUAUCGUUUAUGGCCGCCAUGGCAACAAGCUAGACUUGUAUUAUCCCCCUAAAAUGAAUAAAUCUAAAGAUAGGCUACCACCUCUGGUGGUGUUUGUCUAUGGUGGUGCAUGGAGCACUGGACACAGAUCCAUUUACUGUUUACUGGCAACGCAGAUGGCUGAAGAACUGAAUGCAGCUGUUAUUUGUCCAGAUUACUCUACUUUUUCAAAGGGGAACGUUCUAAUGAUGGUUCAAGAUGUUGCAGACAGUUUGAUUUGGGCACAAGAGAAUGGACCGAAGUUCAGAUUUGACAAAGACAACAUUGUUUUAGUUGGCCAUUCAGCAGGUGCUCAUUUGGCUGCAAUGACCACCCUAUUUCUUCUUGAUACACGAGAGGAGCUGCUGAUAGAGUCAAAGAAACAGCAGGAGAUUAUACGGUCAUUAAAGGGAGUCAUUGGGAUGAGUGGUGUCUACAGCAUUAUGGACCAUCAUGAGCAUGAGAAGACGCGAGGAAUUGAAUACAUUUCUUGCAUGUCAAGAGCCAUGAAUGGGAAGGAAAACUUUAGACACUACUCACCAGUGCACAUAGUAAAGAACCUUAGCAGUGACAAGCUGAGUAGAGCACCCCGGUUCGUUUUGCUUCACGGGAAUUGUGACAUCGUCGUUCCGGUUGAGUCUUCCAUAAAGUUUUAUAAGCUCCUGUCGUUGCUCUCCGUAAAGGUGUCGCUCCACCUGCUUCCUACCGUCAGCCACAACGAGAUGGUCAUUGACCUCAUGCUGUCAAGCAGGCGCUUCUACCAUCCGAUCUUCACAUGUGUUGAACACGAGUUCAGGAAACUCCUGCGUCCGUGUUACCGGCCUAUCAGUUCGGUGUCUGGGUUUGCAAACAUCAACUGACAGGACCAUACACAUGUGCAGCAUCUGCUCUACUGCCAAAAACUAAAGUAAUAAAACACAUAAUUUGACAUUAUUUUUUGGUUUGCUUUAUAACUCCAGUGAGAAGAAGGAUUUACUGAGUGUUUAAUAAAUAAACUAAAAAAUAUUUUGUAUUACUUAUUAUGUCUAUCCAAAAUCAUCAGAAAUGAAGAAUAAAAGGUCUGUUUGAA